This is a messenger RNA of Oncorhynchus kisutch (coho salmon), 1741 nucleotides long. RefSeq names its product GDP-mannose 4,6-dehydratase (gene gmds). Gene Ontology annotation, biological process: 'de novo' GDP-L-fucose biosynthetic process. NCBI's taxonomy places the organism in Eukaryota, Metazoa, Chordata, Actinopteri, Salmoniformes, Salmonidae. Gene Ontology annotation, molecular function: GDP-mannose 4,6-dehydratase activity. The record is from RefSeq and is a predicted model, not a curated record.
UGGUACGUCACAUGUUGUAGUUACAGACGGUCCUGUGCUUGUAGUGUCUACCGUACAACCACACAACUGCCCAUCAGAACAGCAAGUCAGUAGGUUUGAUACUUUGAAACACUACGCGCAAAAAUGGCCCAAUGCACGGAACCGUCUACCAGCAUCGGGGCGAACGGAGAGCUGAAAAAGCCGAGGAAGGUUGCUGUUAUCACGGGCAUCACUGGACAGGAUGGCUCCUACCUGGCUGAGUUCCUGCUGGAGAAGGGCUAUGAGGUUCAUGGUAUACUGCGAAGAUCCAGCUCUUUCAACACUGGUCGUAUUGAGCACCUGUACCAGAACCCCCAGACACACACUGAGGGAAAGGAUGGAACUACAGGUGGCCACAUGAAGCUACACUAUGGGGACCUGACAGACAGCACUUGCCUGGUGAAGAUCAUCAACCAGGUCAAACCUACAGAAAUCUACAACCUGGGAGCCCAGAGCCACGUCAAGAUCUCCUUUGAGCUGGCUGAGUACACAGCUAAUGUGGACGGUGUUGGUACCCUGCGUCUGCUGGACGCUAUAAAGACGUGUGGUCUGACCAACAGUGUCAAGUUCUACCAGGCCUCUACUAGUGAACUCUAUGGGAAGGUACAGGAGAUCCCUCAAAAGGAGACCACGCCGUUCUACCCCCGCUCACCUUACGGUGCUGCUAAGUUGUAUGCUUAUUGGAUUGUGGUGAACUUCAGGGAGGCCUAUAACCUGUUUGCUGUCAACGGGAUCCUCUUCAACCACGAGAGCCCAAGAAGAGGAGCGAACUUCGUGACGCGUAAGAUCAGUCGUUCUGUGGCGAAGAUUCACCUGGGCCAGCUGGAGAGCUUUAGUCUGGGUAACCUGGACUCCAAGAGAGACUGGGGCCACGCCAAGGACUACGUAGAGGCUAUGUGGCUGAUGCUUCAGCAGGAGGAGCCAGAGGACCUUGUCAUAGCGACGGGGGAGGUCCAUAGUGUCAGGGAGUUUGUGGAGAAGUCCUUCAAACAUGUGGGCAAGACCAUUGUGAAUACCUGCAAGGUGAUAGCACCAAGGCACUGACAAAGUUAGGCUGGAAAGCAAAGAUCACUUUUCAGGAACUGGUGAAAGAGAUGGUUGAUGCUGACAUCCAUCUCAUGAAGAAUAACCCUAACGCAUAAAACCACAUCCUGUGGAUCAACCCAAACCUAGGGAAUUGUCUGAGCACUCCUGACCAGAGUGCACUGUGACUCAACAGUCGCACCAUGCGGUGAAAAGAAUAUAAAACUAGUCUGGAUCAUUUUUUUCAUCACUUUGCUGUCCCAAACGAAGUUACUUCGUCUGUUUUUUUGCCUUUUGCUAUGGUGAGGGAAGAUUAUUCGAUGCCUUUUAAAUAAUACCAUUCCUUAUUUUUUUGUUUUUAAUCUUAAUAUAUUUUUUCUCACUGAUCAUGAUUUAGUAGCCUAUAUGGUGAUAGAACUUUUAAUUGUUUUUAUUCGACGCUGUCUCUGGGCAAUAUGGGGUUGUAUUGUUGUCUUGUGUUUGUGUGUUUUAAUCGCCUGGCAUAUAGGUAACAGGUUGCAGUUUGUCCUUUUAGAAGAAAAAAUAUAUAUAACUUGAAUUAUUUGUUAUUGUAAGAUGACCAACAAAUUUGUUUUAAAUGUUAUUCAGCAUUUGUGAAAUCUUUUGUAUUCCCAUCUGCCAUAUUUCAUUCAGAAUAUAAACAUUUUGGUACAAUAAAACUUGUUCUUUUAAUACAUUA